UUGAGGAAAGGGCUACAUUUCAGAGGAUAUAUUAUGGUUUAGGUGCGUUGAAAAAUGGUUUCCUACAAGGAUGUAGACCUAUCAUAGGUCUAAAUGGCUGCUUCCUCAAGAGUCCCUUUGGAGGUCAGCUGCUUACAGCCUUGGGUAGGGAUGCCAAUGAAAAUAUGUUCCCUAUUUCCUUUGCUGUUGUUGAGGUUGAGAAUUACGACAGUUGGGGUUGGUUUUUGUGGGAAUUAAUCAGCCAAAUUGGAAGAGGAAACAAAGGAGUGGCUUACACUUUCAUCUCAGAUAGACAAAAGGGUCUUGUCCAUGCAAUUGAAGAAUUAUUUCCUGAAUCAGAGCACAGAUUCUGUUUGAAACAUAUGUUCGAGAACUUCAAACAAAGAUUCAAGGAUCAAGACCUUAGAGAUCUGUUUUGGGAGGUAGCUGCAGCAGCAAGCAGGCCGGAGCAUGAAACUGCCCUUUCAAAUCUUGAGAGGGCUGACCCACAGGAAGGUGACAAGCUAAUAGCUGCGGGAUGGAUCAAACGGUUGCCUCCAAAAUUAUAGUAUAGAGCUCAUUUUAGUACAGCUUGUAGGAGUGACACUUGCGUUAACAACAUGAGUGAGUCAUGGAAUAAUUACAUUUUAAAAGCUAAAGGGGAGCCAAUAAGAUCAAUGCUAGAGUGGAUUCGGAGGAGAUUAAUGCAAAGGUUGGUAACCAAACGAGAGGGCAUGCUGAAACAUGGUAGAACUUUAUGUCCAAACAUUUAUGAGAAAUUGGAGAAACUUAAGAUAAAGGCAAGAAAUUGUGUUGCGGUUUACGAAGGAAAUGGAAAUUUGGAAGUUGAUGGCUAUGGAAAGACAAAUGUUGUCAAUUUGGAGUUGAAAACUUGUACCUGUGGUCAUUUUCAGCUUAGUGGCAUUCCUUGCGUGUAUGCGGUUGCCUGCAUUCAGAGCAGAAAGGUGAAAUUCGAGGAAUAUGUUGAUGCUUGUUACCAUAGGGAAGCAUAUUUAAGGGCCUACAACUUCACAAUUGGUCCCGUUCCUUCGAAGCAGUUCUGGGUAGAUAGCAAGAUGCAAUAUCUGAACCCACCAUUGGUGAAAAAACAGCCUGGUAGGCCAAAAAAACAGAGAAAGAAGGGUCCAGAAGAGCCUACAAAUCAGCAGAAAGCAAGUAGGAAAGGACUUGCAGUUUACUAUCGGAGAUGUUUGAAAACUGGACAUAACAUACGUACUUGCAAAUCAGCGAUUGACCCUAAGUCUAAACUUUACAAACACCUAAAAUUGGUCAAACAGCUUCAAAUGCAACAUCCGUAGCUUCUGCUGCUCAGGAGCCAAAUCAGCCUAUAGGUGGUACCAACCAAGAAAGCCAGCAAAGCAGAUUCUCAAAGAGAAAGCAACCUAUUGCAACUUCAAGGAUGUCAAGGUUGCGACAUUGUGGCUCCAAGAGACCAAGAAAAUGAAAAGCUGUUUUUCUGAUUUUAUUGAUUAACAAUACUGCUUAUGCCAAGUAGAAUAUGUCAUUUUAUUGGUUGACUGUACUGAUGCCAUUAUGGUAUGGAUGGAUGUUGCAGUAUUUUUCAUUGUACUCAGAUUUUUGGUUAUUUUUUGGUUGACUGUUGCUCUCGUGGAUAUUGUAUUAUGGUUUUUGUGUGAAUGAUUUCGUUGACUAUGGCUAUCGUUUGGUUGACUGAUGCCAUUGUGGUAUUGUACUCAGAUAAAUUGGCUAUGUUUUGAUCGACUGUUGUAUUUGUGACUGUA
Molecule: messenger RNA, 1742 nt
Organism: Coffea arabica (coffee)
Lineage: Eukaryota; Viridiplantae; Streptophyta; Magnoliopsida; Gentianales; Rubiaceae
Source: RefSeq, a predicted model, not a curated record